AACAUUGGCCUCAUGGGCAAACCACGGGUACUUUGCAUUUGGUGACCCCGACAUGAUUACCUGUGUCGUCCGCCCUUCACUCACCCCCGACUGGGCAAAGUGUAGCAUCCAGGGCCGGCCGUCAGCGAACGGAGCACCCUCCCAAAUCGUGAGUAAUGGGCUCGGGCUUCUCGAAGGCUGAGGCUGCGCACCUGCAGGAGCUUCGGGAUAUCGUCAAAUUCUCCAUUGCAAUCUCUCAAGCGGCAGAUCGCCCGCUUCCCAUACCCCCGGAAAAGCCGCCCGUCAGCUACACGCAAAUCUUUGAGAUGGCGCGCUUCAGCAUGGGCGUCUUCAUGCUCCGCGCCAGCGCCUAUCCUCUGCACGACCACCCGGGCAUACAGGAGCUGCUGAAGGUCCUCUACGGCACCCUCCGCAUCGCCUGCUUCGACGAGCAGCCCGAGGAGCCCCAGGAUGCCCCCGAUGCUGCCGCUUCUGCCGACACCUCCGAGGCCGCCUCCUGUCCCGGCCGCCCUCGCCGCUUGCGCGCCUUCUCUGCUCGCACUGCCUCUACAUCCUCUGCGCCACCCUGCCUGCUCUCUCCGCAGCGGGACAACCUGCACCAGAUCGCGGCCGAGGGUGCCAGGCCCGCCGCCUUCCUCGACAUCCUGGCACCGCCCUACAACCCAGCCCGUGGACACGACUGCUACUACUACCAGCUGGCCGACGGGCAGAGCCUCCCGCCCGCAACCGGCCCUCUGUGGGCUCUCUGGCUGCUGGAGACCCUGCAGGCGCCCGACUUCUGGUGUGGUGGGGAGCCUUACCCGGGCCCCCGAGUCUACCCCUGAGCCAGGACAGAAGACGGACGACCUCCUUGGCUUACCUCGACAGCGGGGCUGCCGAGGGGGACGAUGCCCACCUGGACUUUCUGCUGGGUUUCAACGCCGGGUCUUGCCUGGACUUUCAAGGCCCCCUCCUCCUUCAGGGGUGUAAAACAGCAUUUCUGAGAUCAUGGAUUGACUCCCCCCUUUUUUAUUCUUUUUUUCUUGCACUCCACAGUUUGUUUUCCAUCUUUGGAUUUGUGAUUGGAACAGAAAUGAAAUAAUUGGGUCUGUCUUGGUUUUUCUUUUUCUUUGUUAUUGUGCUGUCUUCUUCACUCCCCUUUCCUGCUAUUCUCUUCCUUUUCUUUUUAACAGAUGGCUUAGAUUUGCUCGAGGUGCUAGGUUCAAGUUCAAUAUCUGCUUCAGCAAAUGGCAUUUCCGCCAUCAAGUUAUUCUCCAUUGUUUUUAAACUCCCGGUCGAAUUAUUUUGCAGCAACAAAAAGCACUGUUAGCAGCCCUGUAAGAUGA
This is a messenger RNA of Thamnophis elegans (Western terrestrial garter snake), 1325 nucleotides long. RefSeq names its product 2-aminoethanethiol dioxygenase-like. Gene Ontology annotation, cellular component: mitochondrion. The record is from RefSeq and is a predicted model, not a curated record. NCBI's taxonomy places the organism in Eukaryota, Metazoa, Chordata, Lepidosauria, Squamata, Natricidae. Gene Ontology annotation, molecular function: oxidoreductase activity, acting on single donors with incorporation of molecular oxygen, incorporation of two atoms of oxygen.